Molecule: messenger RNA, 1232 nt
Organism: Eruca vesicaria subsp. sativa (arugula)
Lineage: Eukaryota; Viridiplantae; Streptophyta; Magnoliopsida; Brassicales; Brassicaceae
Source: the annotation of a GenBank genome assembly
ACACCGCACUCUCUCUUCUUUCUCGUUCUUGAUUUUUUUUUUUUAUUAUCUCCUCUGUUUUGGAUCCAUGGAUAAUGUUAAGCUCGUGAAGAAUAAUGGUGUUAUGAGAUUACCACCUGGAUUCAGGUUUCAUCCCACAGAUGAAGAGCUUGUGGUUCAGUAUCUCACGAGAAAAGUUCUUUCUUCUCCAUUACCAGCUUCCAUCAUUCCUGACUUUGAUGUUUGCAGAGCUGAUCCUUGGGACUUACCUGGCAAUUUGGAGAAAGAGAGGUACUUCUUUAGCACAAAGGAAGCCAAGUACCCUAAUGGGAACCGGUCUAAUCGAGCAACCGGUUCCGGUUACUGGAAAGCUACCGGUAUUGAUAAACAAGUUGUAACCUCUAGAGGAAAUCAAAUCGUUGGUUUGAAGAAAACACUUGUGUUCUACAAAGGCAAACCACCUCAUGGCUCAAGAACCGAUUGGAUCAUGCAUGAAUAUCGUCUCUCUUCCUCUCCUCCGCAGAGUUUUAUGGGCCCUACUCAUCAGAACUGGGUUCUUUGUCGUAUCUUCCUUAAGAAGAGAGCCGGUAACAAGAGCGACGAGGAGGAGGGAGAUAACCGGAAUGUUAGAUAUGAUUAUGACCAAACUGAAAUAAUUACAACAAACCAAACCGAAGAUAAGACCAAACCAAUCUUCUUUGAUUUCAUGAGAAAAGAAAGGACUACGGACUUGAACCUUUUGCCGGGCUCUCCAACUUCCGACCACGCUUCAAGUGGACUCACGACGGAGACCUUCUCUUCCGAUGAAGAGACCAGUAGUUGCAAUAGUUUCAGAAGAAAUCUUUAAUUUAAUUUUAAAUGUUUUUGACUAUCUUAAUAAUUUUAUAUCAAUACGACUCUACUUCCUUUUUCCUAUUUUUUUACUCGAAAACGAAUCUUUGUCCUUUCUCUUUCGUGAACUAGUUGAGUUUUGUUUAAAUGAUUAACCACCCUAUUCAAGAAAAAAUGUAAUAAGUUUAUUAUUCCCUACCAAAACUUCAAUUCUUCUCCCAACCGUCCAUUUAUUGGAAUAAAUAUAUGUUUACAAGUCAUUGGACAAUUUUAGGUUAUGCACUUUACUUAUAUACUAUUACGAACGGAAAAUGUAUAUUUGGAAAAUAAACAGAAGAACAAGUUUUUUUGUGUGUGUUUUUACAUGACAUGACAAUCCCAUGCCAAAUAUAUGAAGUAUUCAAAAUAAUAAUUGUAGUAGC